Gongylonema pulchrum is the source of this 243-nucleotide messenger RNA. Lineage: Eukaryota; Metazoa; Nematoda; Chromadorea; Rhabditida; Gongylonematidae. The record is from the annotation of a GenBank genome assembly.
AUGAGCAAGGUAGCAGCAGCAGUAACAGCAACAUUCAUUGAAGUACGUAAGAAUAUGUGGCGCUUCGUUGGUGCUUCCUGGAUUAUUACUGCUGUUGUUGCAGCUCUCACAUGGCUUCGCAUCGCCGCCAAUGCCUCACGUAAAAUUCAUCGCUUAAUAUUUGAUCUUGGCGGUCAAGUAUUGGUAAUUCAACCGGAAUGCGCGAAAGAAAAUUCCAUUUGGCCACGUGCCUCGCAUUUUUAG